Oldenlandia corymbosa var. corymbosa is the source of this 1272-nucleotide messenger RNA. The record is from the annotation of a GenBank genome assembly. NCBI's taxonomy places the organism in Eukaryota, Viridiplantae, Streptophyta, Magnoliopsida, Gentianales, Rubiaceae.
AUGUUGUACGAAGAGCAACCUCAAUUGACGACGCCGGCGACGGCGGCAGCGGCGGCGAUGAGGAUGGAUAAGAAUAAGAAGAAGAAUAGAUUAGAGGGGAAAAGGGGAGGAGGAGGAGGAGGAGUGUUGGAGGAAGAAACGCUUCAGAUGGUGGAUUUGAGUGGGAUGUCUUUGGACACUUUGCCUAAUCCUUCUAUUAAUCUUGGUGUCAUCUGUAGAUUAGAUCUUUCCAAUAACAAUCUCCAGAGCAUACCAGAGUCUUUGACAGCAAGAUUGCUAAACGUGGUGGCUUUAGAUGUUCACUCAAAUCAGCUCAAAUCUCUUCCAAACUCAAUUGGUUGUUUGUCAAAGCUCAAGACGUUGAACGUUUCUGGAAAUCUCAUCCAAUCUCUCCCCAAAACUAUUGAAAAUUGCAGGUCACUUGAAGAACUGAAUGCAAAUUUCAAUAAGAUCAGUCAUCUGCCAGACACCAUAGGUUUCGAACUAAUUAACCUUAAAAAGCUUUCCGUCAAUUCCAACAAGUUAAUGUUCCUCCCUCACUCCACUUCCCAUUUAACCAACCUCCGAGUUCUUGAUGCCAGACUAAACUGCCUUAGAUCACUCCCACAAGAUCUGGAAAACCUAAUCAGCCUUGAAAUCCUAAGCGUCAGCCAGAACUUUCAAUACCUCGAAACCUUGCCGUAUUCCAUAGGCCUCCUCUUCUCCCUCGUUGAAUUAGACGUGAGUUACAACAAGAUCACGGCAUUGCCAGAGUCGAUCGGGUGCCUGAAGAAGCUUCAGAAGCUUAGUGUCGAAGGGAAUCCGCUCGUUUCGCCUCCUGUCGAGAUCAUGGAGCAAGGGUUACAUGUGGUGAAACACUAUUUGUGUGAGAAGAUUAAUGGGAAACACACCAUUUCACCAAAGAAGAGCUCAUGGUUUGGGAAAUUUGCUAGGUGUAGCACUUUCAAUGGUGCAAAUAUUCCAAGGGAUGAUAGAGAUGAAUAUGACAUUUCCAAUGAGAGAUCAUCAUUUGAUGGCAUUUCUUCCCCUAGAUCAUUGGGCAUGUUUUCUCCAAGGAGGCUCUUAUCACCAAAAUCCUACUUCUCAAGAAGGCACCAACGAAGUGAACCCGUUUUUGAUCCAGAAAUUGAAGCUACUAUGCGUAGAGCCAGAGCAGCAAAAAGAAGGCAAGAUCGGUUGCAACAGAACCGCGAAGAAGGUUCAUCAGAAAUGGCUAACCAAGGUGGUAACCCGGAGAACAAUAGGAACCCUGGUGGAGAUCAACAAAAUUGA